AUGGAUGAUUCCAAAGGAGAUAGCGAAUCCCUACCAGGGGAUGUACAUCCAGAUGAUGCAGAUGUCACUUCUGAAAACGAUAAGACAGGUGAUAACAACGACGACGAGAGAAACGAAGAGAACGAUGAUAAUAAUGAGACUCACCAAAAAACCACAACAGGGGUACAAUCCGAGGGUAAAGAUGUGAUCAAAGAUAAAGUUGUUGAAGAUAACACUGACGAUGAUAAAAAUAGCCAAAAAGGAGAAAAAGAUGAAAAUGAAGGAAACGUUGAAGACGAAGAAGUUGAAAAAGAUGCGACCAGCCAUGAGAGUCAACCUGAAGAAGGGGAGACAAACGAUGCAGACGACAACAACGAAGCAGAACAUGACGGCGAACGUACUAACGAAG
Messenger RNA from Candidula unifasciata, 388 nucleotides. The record is from the annotation of a GenBank genome assembly. NCBI's taxonomy places the organism in Eukaryota, Metazoa, Mollusca, Gastropoda, Stylommatophora, Geomitridae.